AAAAAAAGCGAAAUAUAGAACUGGAAACGAGCUAAUGAAUGCAUAUCAAUACCCUUACCCCCAAAGAACAGUAACAAGGAAAUGGAGAUAGAAAAUUAAUCAGAGCCACUGCUUCACAAAAGUUCAGUUGCCAGCAGUUUAAUCAACACUUUAACUUCAUUAGAAGACUUAGUUUCCCGCCUACCGUCAAUAUAUUUAUCCCGCUGGGAUUAAAAAUCCUUUUUUUUUCUCACGAGAGCUCUCUUAUUGUUCUUUCUCUGGAUUAUUACUCCCACCUUUUUUUGUUUAUCUUCAUUAGCCAUUUGAAAACGAUUUAAGUUUAGUUUUCAAUUAUGAGAGGAGGUGCUGAGUAUGCUGGCUACUUGGACAUCAAGUUACCUGCAAAGAGCCGAACAAAGCGUACUAAGGCAUGGGUUCACCGAUGGAUUGUAUUACACAAAAUAAGCGACUUGUCAGCUGGUAAGCUUCUGGCUAAACUCGACAUCUAUUUGAAUUCUGAUCAAGCCUGUCUUCCGGACACCAAACUGUCAACAAUCCUCCUUGAGAAUGUCACUGGUAUUGUUCAUACAACAAAAUCAAGGACUCAUCCACAUGCUUUUGAGAUACAAAAUAAGGACAUUUCUAUCCUUUUUUUCUCGGCAACAUCUCCUUGUGAGACAUAUCUUUGGGUAUGUCUUCUACGGGAAAUCUUCUAUUUCCAGCCAAUGGAUGAUGGUGUCAAUUCUUAUGAAGUUUGGGUCAGAGAAAAUGAAUAUUCAGUAAGUCUAGGACUUACUGGUGAUUAUUUUAUGAGAAUUACACCAAGUUCCUUAUUUUUAAAGAAGCAAUCAGGUGAUAGCGACUAUGAGUGGCCACUGUCUACUUUGAAAAGGUUCUAUGUCAAGUCCCUGGCACCAAAAGAUAAAACUAACAAUAUUCUUAUUAUUGAGAGUGGAUUGGUGACCAAUAUUGGUGAAGCAAGGUUGAUAUUUGUUUCUCCUCGAGCUGAACAAAUUCUGGCCACAAUCCGCACCAAUAUAUAUAUUGCAAUGAAACAGAAAGACAAUGAUGGUUCUGCAUCUCCAACUGUAAGAAGUAUUUCAGAUUGGGAAACAAUUUCUAAUAGAGAAUUACCAUUUAAUCAAAAUUCUAAACCAGUGAGCUUGAGACGAGGAACAUCAUAUGAUCCGAGUAUGUUUGUCACUUUGAGGAGGAAUACUCAUGAAGAAUAUCAAGGAUCCAAGAUUCAAGAUUUCUCCAUACUUGCUAAUCCUCCUCCUAAGCCUGCCAGAUCUUGGUUGUAUAUUCCUAGUUCAGCUUCUUCAGUUGUCUCUGAGACAAUAUCAUGUCCUGAUAAAGUAGUGAUGAAUUGUGAUAUCAACCGUGAAUCUUUUAACCGACAGUGUAUCUUUCGACACAGUGAUUCAGAGUUACAACCUCACUUAAAUGUCAACAUUCCGCAGCAGUUAAUAGAUGAUCACAUCAAUGCAAUUCAAGCCAAGACACCAACAGAAAUGAAAGGGUCAAUUUGCUCUAGGGACUCUGGGAUUAUGUGUGCAUCUGAAUUAGCAUGUCAAGACUCAGAAACUACUAGAGACUAUCGUUGCCAAACAUUUCGAUCAAAUUCAACAGACAGUGCCGUGUCUCUGCAGUAUGAACGUCAAAAAUCACAAACCCAAAACAAACUGUCUCUAAAUAGUCCCAUUCUAGAAAGAAGUUUAAAGUUGCCUUCAACUGCAGAUUCUGUGGAAGUUCAGUCUGUUAGUAGCAAUAUUUACUGGGAUAUUGAUGCAGCUAAUGCAUCACAGGAAAUAGUUCCCGAUCUUAAAGAGAAAAAACAGUUUCUUUCACCUAAGGCACGAUCAGAGUGGGAUCUUUCCUGUAAAAAAAUCAAAGAAGAAGAUGAAAAUGAUAAUCUGUCACAAAAGAGUAACCAUGAGUAUGAAGAGGUGAAUUAUGUAAGGGAAAGUUGGACAGAAGAGGAAGUCCAACCUCCAGCACUUCCUGAAAGACCAAAGACACUUCAGCUUAAUUUGGACAAAUUGCCACAGAAGUCCUCUGGAACUCUAAUGGAAAAGAUUCAGGAUUCAUUGCACCAAAUAUCACCAAAGAUAAAAAGAAGAAUAAAUGACAAACAACUAUUGAGAACAAAGAAUUUGAAUAGUAUUAUUAAUAAUUUCCGGAAAUUUUCUGAAGGGAAUAAAGUAAAUCCAGAAACUGGGACAAUUCUCAGAGAAUACAAGAAAGAAUUCAAACGUCGUGAUAGUGACAUCAUUGUAGAUAUUCAAAGAGAACAAACUAUAUCAGAAUGGCGUGGCAACCGCAUUCUGCAUUCAUUUUCUGCCUCAGAUGCUUCACAGUUGUUUUGGAAUGAAGAAGAGACAAAAGAAGGUGUUUUUGUUGUUGAACAAAAAAUUCCUGAGAAGGAAACAUUUCUAGCAAGAGAUCCAUUUGGUAUGCUUCCUGAGAAAAAAAUUAAGCAGUCAGAAGAUAUCGGAAAAUCACGAUGUUACAGUGAAUGCUAUGAUACAGAUUCUAAUUCUGCUUCUAGUGAUAAUGACUCAGAUUAUGAGCUCACAUUCCGUAGGCGAACAAUGUCACUAGAAAGUAAACUUGGGCAUCAGAUAAUUCGGAAGAAAGUCAAACAGUUGAAAAAUGAUAACUUUUUACGGAAAGCUCGGCCAAAUAUUGAAAAGGAUACCCUUUUGUCAUCCUCUGAUACUUAUUCCUCACAAUAUAUUGAUAUGAGUGGUAAUUCACUCUUGAAGAAUGUAGCUGACAUAGAAGUAGAAAACAGGAAAUCUUAAAAAAGAUUGAAGGAAAUAUAUUCAAAUAACAGAGUUGCUUCUAUUUAUUGCCUAACUACUGCAGCAACAACACAUAUUGGUUUCACUUGGUUAGGCACAAAAAGCUCUACAUUUUUAGUAAGGAGAAAUGAGACAUUUUAAUAUCUGUGUCUUUUGCAAGGGCACUAGCAGCCAUAAGUGAAGUGAAUUAACUUCAGCAGAGAACUGAAAUCACAUUGUGCUCUCAGCUGGUUGGUAGCUUAAUGAUUCCUUUAUGAUACUCCUUAAAAGCAAACAGAAAAUUAUAUGAUACCUAUGUCAUGAGGUAUAUAAUAUUUUAAUGGCAUAGGGAUUAUGUCUAUAUAUAAGAAACAUUGGCAUGCCAAGUAUUUCCGUGUCAAAAACAGAAUCUGAGGAAACUGAUGGUGCUCUGUGUUGGCAAAAAUUAAAAAGUGAGGUUCAUGGAUUUAGACAAGUUCAUAUAUCAUGGGGAAAAGCAUAAUAUGGUCUUUGCCUAGGAGUAAAGAAAAAAAAAUUACAACUAUAAAAUUUCGUUUUUCUUUUAGAUGAAGGUCAACUUUGACACAUCAGAUUUCUCUUCUCUCUGUGGUAUAAAAACUUACACAAAAUAAUGAUUUUCUUGUCAGUAUUACAAGUUUCUGAUAUACGAUAAACAUUAUAUCUAUGACAAAUAUCAAAUGUACAACAAAUAUUUUAAACUUGACAUGUAUUUAAAUAUUUCGAAAAAAAAUGAAAAUAUAUUUUAAAAUCUUAAAUUGUUUUUAUAAAGAACACAAAAUUAUUAAUCUUUUAAUAUUUUUAUUCUAAAGACAAUUCAGAACAUUGUAUACAAAUUGCAAUGGUUUGUUGCUGAUGAGUAUGAUAGAUAUGACUAUGAUUAUGAUGACUAAUGUUUCCUACUUUUUAGUUUGCAACCAAUUAGGUGGCUUUUGUUUAACAUGAAGCAGUAUACUGAGUAAACAAUAUCAAAUGAUAAACUAUUUUGAUUCUUAAAUAUUGAAUAUAAAUAUUAAGAUAAUUGUAUUUUAGGAAUGAAGAGAAGAAAUAAAAUCUCUGAAAAACAA
Octopus sinensis (East Asian common octopus) is the source of this 3850-nucleotide messenger RNA. RefSeq lists its product as uncharacterized. The record is from RefSeq and is a predicted model, not a curated record. Gene Ontology annotation, cellular component: cytoplasm. Gene Ontology annotation, biological process: cell surface receptor protein tyrosine kinase signaling pathway; positive regulation of MAPK cascade. Lineage: Eukaryota; Metazoa; Mollusca; Cephalopoda; Octopoda; Octopodidae. The transcript is spliced from 4 exons. The coding region runs from base 333 to 2786 and encodes 817 amino acids.